AUGCUGGCGGCGCCCGAAACACACAUGGGCGUCUCGGCCAGUGGUCGCUCAAGACCUGCACGUUGCACCCGCCGGCCGCUGCGCGUCGCCAGCCGCCUCGCCGUCGUCCGCGACGCGAGGGCCUCGCCCCCUCCUCGCCCCCAGCGUCUCCCGCGCCUCUCCCACCGGAGGGCGAGCGGGGAGCCCAACCUGUCCUCAGCGGAGUGCAGGGCAGAAGGCGGCAGCAGAAGCGCGUCGGGCCGGUCGGCGUUUGGCAGCGGCGGGAGCAUCGAGAGGAUCCGAGCGUGCGUGAGGAUAUUGUUGGGGCGGUGGUGCGCGCGCGACAGCAAGCGGCGGUGCUCGUUGGUGUGCUUAACGUGCCAUGUGAUCGGUGCUGGUGCUGCGAUGGCACCGCGACCGGAGGACAGGCGCCGCUGCCUGCUGCUGGGCAACUGCCUGGUGGUGGUGUGUCGCCGGGUGGGCAGCGACGACGACCAGGAUGAGGCGUCGGCCCAGGACAGGGCGGGCCCGCCCGGCUGGUCCCUGUUCCGCGGCUUCGUCCACGAAAACGCGCAAUGCUUCUGGAACCAGUGCCUGGUGCAGAGCGUCGCCUGCCUGGAAUAUCGCGGCUACCUGAUCCCUUCGACCAUCUUCGUCUCCGGCAACGAGUACACACUCGAAGUGGUGCGCUCCGCCUGGUCCCGCCGGGUGCUGCGUCCGCCGGUCGGAUACGAGAUCCAGAAACUCGGUGAGUCGCCAGCGCUCCGCAGCUCGAACCGGAGUCGGCAGAGGCUUUCUUUCUUUCUUUUCGCUUUGCUUCCGUCUUGAGCCAUGAGUGUGUCUCACACGAGAGACUCAAUCGCCGUUGCAACCUGCCUGGCCCCAACGGCUAUCGAAGCUCUCCGCUGUUGUUUCUCUUUUUGAGCCGCUGUACAGCACUUGACGGUUUUGUGUGCCUGCCGUUAGUUCCAAGGCUAUCGUUCUUGCUUUUCUCUAUGUGCACGGCGCAGCUGCUUUCAAGCAUGCGAAUGUCUCGCCCGUCGCUGACCGAGGCGCAUGCAUGAUCGCAGAGUUCAACGGUCGUAAGACAUGUGCAGAGCGCUUGUUGAGGAGUUUCGAGGUCGUCUGGAAAUUGUGGCAGCCAGGGCCUUUGUAAUCGAAGUAUCUUGUCUGUGCAACAUGGUGGUUCGACACCAUCGUUUCCGUGUCUGUGCGUGUGUG
Messenger RNA from Dermacentor silvarum, 1200 nucleotides. RefSeq lists its product as uncharacterized. Lineage: Eukaryota; Metazoa; Arthropoda; Arachnida; Ixodida; Ixodidae. Gene Ontology annotation, biological process: positive regulation of transcription by RNA polymerase II. The record is from RefSeq and is a predicted model, not a curated record. The transcript has a single exon. Bases 1 to 807 code for a protein of 268 amino acids. Gene Ontology annotation, cellular component: cytoplasm; nucleus. Gene Ontology annotation, molecular function: DNA-binding transcription activator activity, RNA polymerase II-specific; RNA polymerase II transcription regulatory region sequence-specific DNA binding.